Messenger RNA from Plutella xylostella (diamondback moth), 989 nucleotides. RefSeq lists its product as uncharacterized. Lineage: Eukaryota; Metazoa; Arthropoda; Insecta; Lepidoptera; Plutellidae. The record is from RefSeq and is a predicted model, not a curated record.
UGGCUUCUAAAGAUAUCCUGGGACGAUGAACUACCUAAUGACGUCACGCAACUCUGGGUUCGAUUCGUCUCAUCAUUACCUAUUCUUGAUAAAAUAAGAAUCCCGCGUCAUGCUAUAGGUAUAAAUCCAAAAUUUAUUGAAUGUCACGUAUUUGUCGACGCUUCUCAGUCGGCAUAUGGGACGUGUAUUUACUUACGCACCAUCAGUGCUGAUAACGAUAACACACCACACAGUGUUACAAUGCGUUUGUUGUGUUCCAAGGGUCGCGUCGCGCCGAUCAAGCCUGUCAGCAUCCCGCGACUAGAGCUAUGCGGUGCUUUGCUAGGUGCACGAUUGUAUACAAAGACCCAGAUGACUUAACUCCACUUAGCCCUGGUCACUUCCUGGUUGGUCGGCCGCUGACGGCGCCCGCCUGCCCCGACUACAGCGCCACGCCCACGCACCGACUGUCACGAUACCAAAGGCUGGAACAAAUACGACAGCAAUUCUGGUCCCGCUGGGCCAAGGAGUAUGUUUCUGAGUUGCAGGUUCGAGUGAAGUGGUGGCAAAAUAAUACCGACCUUCAACCCAACACAUUGGUCGUCAUAAAAGACGACAACUUGCCGCCGUUGAAAUGGCAAAUGGGCCGCGUGGAGAAGACCUUCCCAGGCAAAGACGGGAUCUCGAGGGUGGCCGACAUCCGUACGUCCUCAGGCAUCCUCAGACGACCGUACACGAAGAUUUGUCCUCUUUCAGCUGAUGGCCAUGAUACUUAAUUACCUAAAAUUUCAUUGAAACUGGAUCAUUUCAAGGCCGGGGGCAUGUUGAAGACGCACGCACACAUGCAUAUGACCUAUAGACGACGCACACAACUACAGAUGGUCAUCAACCAAUCACACGGCGCCGCGAUGUCGUGAUAAAUCAUUUCAUUGGCUAUUUACAUGUUCCCUUCCCCUUGUCCUCGAUCUAUGUAACCAAAAAUUAUUAAUAUAUUACCUGUUUGAGUUUUG